Molecule: messenger RNA, 1338 nt
Organism: Megalobrama amblycephala (Wuchang bream)
Lineage: Eukaryota; Metazoa; Chordata; Actinopteri; Cypriniformes; Xenocyprididae
Gene: phpt1
Product: phosphohistidine phosphatase 1
Exons: 3
Coding region: 46-483 (145 amino acids)
Biological process (GO): peptidyl-histidine dephosphorylation
Cellular component (GO): cytosol
Molecular function (GO): protein histidine phosphatase activity
Source: RefSeq, a predicted model, not a curated record
AUAUGAACACAUUCAUUCCAGUACGCCAAAACACAGCAGUGGUAAAUGAAGUGCUUUUCUGUUGCUGUUCUAAACUUUGCUGUCGUGUUGGGAUUUUUCAGUGCUGUUUUUGCAAUAAUGUCAGCCGAGCGUCUCGCUAAAAUCCCAGAGGUUGAUUUAGAUCCCAAUGGUGUCUUCAAAUACGUCCUCAUACGGGUUCACAGCACAGACGAUGAUUCAUAUGUUGAUAUUGUAAGAGGAUACGCAUGGGCCGAAUAUCAUGCUGAUAUCUAUGACCGUGUGGCUGGAGAACUGGAGAGAGGGGGAGGAUUGGAUUGUGAGUGUCUCGGAGGUGGAAGAAUCAAACAUGACUGUGACGCAAAGAAGAUCCACGUCUACGGUUAUUCAAUGGGAUUCGGGAGAGCAAACCAUUCUGUUUCCACAGAGAAGAUAAAAACCCGUUACCCAGACUAUGAAGUAACCUGGGCAGAUGAAGGGUAUUGAGUGGGUUACAUGGGCAAUAUGACAGCUCAGUAGGAGGACUCGAUAUUCUAGGACUCCUGAUGUGCCAAGGCUGAGAAAGAACAGAACUCCUAGUAUGUUUCUGAUAUGGAUGGGUAAAAAACGUUUACUCUGAAACUAGAGGAGAGGUCAUCCUCAUUAUUUUUGAUUGGUUUUUAACUUCAUGUGUACAUUAACACAUGGCAACAAAGAGAGAAGAAUGCACUUACGUUUAUGACCAUCGGUCUUUAAAUGGCAAAUAUAGGAAAUGAUGAAAUAAAGCACAGAACAGGUUAGUGGGAAAGGUUAAGUACUUCAUUCAAACCAUAAAAUGUUAUAUAGUGCAACAAUGACAUCCUGAAAUGAUAAUAAAAUGCUCCUAUAAAUUCCCUUUUUUUGUCAUGUAUUUAAAAUGUUGGGAUUCAACCUGCUAUAUCAAAGUAAGGCAAAAUUUUCAUUAAGGGAAAUUACUGUGCUUAACUACAACAUAUAAAAUGAAUCUUGUGAUUUAAUGAUUUCUAAAGCAACAUACUAUAAAUUUGGACCCUCAAACCUGAUCCGGAGGUUGUAAACCUUGCCUGAUAAACUUGAUGAUCCACUUCACAUCUGUUUGUCAGCAUUUUUAUUAGAAGAUGCCAUUAGGAUAUGCAAUAACUUUCUUGACUAGAAACAUUAUUACAUAACGACAUCCUGAGAAUGUUAUUAACAGCAUCGUCACCACUUUGUUUUUCAUUUUCAAGCCUGAUGAUUAAGAAUCAAAAACUUCUUGUAACCAUUGCAUUUAAAUUGUUUAGUGCAAAUGAACAGAAAUGGAUUGCACAACAACAUAUUUAAUAAAUGAAUUUAUGUUUGUCUCUA